CCAUCGUUCCGGUAACUUGAAACGAAAAUACGCUGUCAAUUGUGUUGGAAACAAAAGAAAGAAAAAACAAAAAAACUAAAAUUUCAAAAAAAAAAAAAAAAAAUAUAAAUUUUAAUAAAACAAACAAGGGGAGAAACAACAAAAAAAUAAAUAAUAAAAAAUUAGCAAAAAAUAAAUAAAAAAAAACAAGAAACAUGCAAUACCCUCUAUUAAUUUUAAUAACGUGUCUACUACUGGUCGCCGGUCGAUUUAAAUUCACUACUCAAGCAUUAUCAUAUGAAGUUUCACAAAAAUGUAACAAUCCAAAUGAUCGUACUGGUGUUUGCAUUUCCAUCUAUGAAUGCCCUACUAUUCUUGCUAUCAUACGCAACAAAUGGUCGAGUAAAUAUGGUUUUGCCCGUCAAUCAGAAUGCAGCAACGGCAGAGGUCGCCGUCCAUAUGUUUGCUGUACUUCAGAUACCGGUUUUGUGGAUCGUACUCAACUGAAAUCUCAACGCAUUAUAUUUCCCAGUGAUGAUGAGGAAAAAAAUUCUUAUCAAACGAGCACCCGAAGACAAGAUACAUCCACGGAAAUACCACAAGAUUAUGAUGAACUGUUUCCGAAACCUCCAGUGUGUGGACCGAUUUCAUUGGUGAACAAAAUCUACGGUGGUGAAGAGGCAGAAUUAGGAGAAUUUCCAUGGUUGGUAAAUUUGGAACAUAAAAAAGCAAAUGGGGAUUUGGUAUCCGUCUGUGCCGGUAAUAUCAUCAAUCAUCGUUAUGUGCUAACAGCCGCUCAUUGCAUUAAAGGCAAAAUUGAGGAAAAAGUUGGAAAAGUAGUCUCGGUUCGAGUUGGUGAUCAUAACACCCAAACACAAAUUGAUUGCAACAAUUUCGGUUGCAUUGAUCCCUUUCAGCGUUUGAAUGUUGAACGCAUAAUCGUGCACAAGAAUUUCAAUACAAAUCCGAAAAUCUAUAACAUACACGAUAUUGCAUUGAUACGAACCGAUAGGCCCAUAAUUUAUACAGAUACUGUGGCGCCUGUUUGCUUGCCAAAUGUUUUACCCAAUAUCCCACAAUUGAGAAAUGGCAUGAAAUUGAGUGUGGCCGGUUGGGGUCACAAUGGAACUGUAAAAUACACCGCCUCAAAACAAAAGGUUGAAGUUCCCUAUGUUGAAAACAACAAUUGCCCGUACUUGUUGGCCGAUGAACAGUUGUGUGCCGGUGGUGAAUACCGGAAGGAUAGUUGCACUGGCGACUCGGGUGGUGCUCUCACCCGACUUUCUCCCGAAGGUUGGUGGAUUGAAGGCCUGGUUUCCUAUGGCCGUGGCUGUGGCCUUGAAACACCUGCAAUUUAUACUCGUAUCAGAAGUUACAUUGAUUGGAUACGCUCGAAUAUGGAACCAUGAGAUAUUUUUCUAUAUUAUCUUGCUUUGCUUGCUUAUUACUCUGUGAUAUCGAAAUGUAAAACCAAUUUAGUCAUAUUAUUUAAUUAUGUUAUUUUGGAAAAUCUCCCUUAUGUUGUAGAAAAAGUGUAAUUAUUAUUUAUUAGCCCGCCAUGCACAACUCUUUGAUAUGAUCGUAUAUUUAUUCAAUAGUUAAAUUAUUUAAACGGAGGAAUAUAAUCAAAUAAAUUUGUAUUUUUUAAAUAUAUUGAAGCGAAAGAUAAAGAUA
Messenger RNA from Musca domestica (house fly), 1653 nucleotides. RefSeq names its product serine protease 7. Bases 195 to 1388 code for a protein of 397 amino acids. The transcript has 5 exons. Lineage: Eukaryota; Metazoa; Arthropoda; Insecta; Diptera; Muscidae. The record is from RefSeq and is a predicted model, not a curated record. Gene Ontology annotation, molecular function: serine-type endopeptidase activity. Gene Ontology annotation, biological process: proteolysis.